AGCCUCUCUGGAGCAGAAGAGAGAGAUCCCUCUUUUUCUCCUUCAGUGGCAUGAAUAAUAUCCCCAGUGCUGGAGAGAGAGCAUAUCAAGAGGCAAACGGGAAGGGGAGAGAGAUAGCAGCCAGUUUGACAGAUAAGAGCGUGGCAGAACUUGUCUCCCUGACUGCACCGUGGGCCGGGGAAAGAGAGCAAGUGCACCAGAGUGUAAGGCAAGGCUGCUGCCUGCACACACUCAAACACACUCACACACACAUACACACACAGACCCCUCAGCUUGGCUUCACCAGAGGAAGUUCAGAGAGAAGACUGACCUCAAGAAGGUGGGUUGGCGGAAGUUUCGUGUGGAUUCACUUGAGUAUUAUGGCUUUCCUCAAACUGAGGCUUCUUGUCCUGUAGAGGAGUUGUGUGUUUCCCCUCUAGAAGAACUUGUCUCGUGUUACCAGCCUGAGGGAGGAUGGAGAAGCUGUCAGGGAAGGACAAGGAGCUGAUAAGAGGCAGCUGGGAGAGCCUGGGCAAGAACAAAGUUCCACAUGGUGUCAUCAUGUUUUCCAGACUGUUUGAGCUGGACCCUGCGCUGCUCAGUCUUUUCCACUACAGUACAAACUGUGGCUCCACACAAGACUGCCUCUCCAGCCCUGAGUUCCUGGAACAUGUCACCAAGGUGAUGCUUGUGAUCGAUGCAGCAGUCAGCCACCUGGAUGACCUUCACUCCUUGGAGGACUUUCUCCUCAACCUUGGGAGGAAGCAUCAGGCAGUGGGAGUCAACACACAGUCAUUUGCUGUGGUGGGUGAGUCCCUUCUCUACAUGCUGCAGUGCAGUCUGGGCCAGGCCUACACGGCGCCGCUGCGUCAAGCCUGGCUCAACAUGUACAGCAUCGUGGUAGCCGCCAUGAGCCGAGGGUGGGCCAAGAACGGCGAGGACAAGGCCGACUGAGGCGCGCAGCAGGAGCUGCUGAGCAGUUGCUGUCAAAUCACUCAACAUGGUUGCCAUGGAAUAAGGUUUUGUAACUUGCAGCAUUGAGGCUUUGGCUGCUGUACAUUUGCUCUGUGAGUGGGGUCGCAUAGCGUAGCGAAUGUAAGGUGUGGUUACACUUUACAAUUGGAUCAACCAAUCGCAGAGUUUAUUUUCUUUGCUGUGGAUGUUUAGCUACCAGAUGAUGCUGUGAGGAUCUGAGCCAGCCUGGUUUGGUUCAUCUGAGUUUGGACCUGUAAUCUGAGCUCCUCACACUGAGAAAAAGGAAAACAGUUUAGUCUCUUUGUAUAUAAUGGCUUUGAUAUAUAUACUCAAAUGAUACCAGUGACUGUAGUGGUCUUUGUGAUGUAUCUUAAAAGAGUUGAACAAUUGUGAAGCAGUAGAUAUUAUAUUUAGGCAUCACACACUACUCAAACUGUGAUGGUUACUGUGGCCAGCACGGCAGCUCUCUAUCAAACUGGAACACAGUGAUACUUUACAAUACAUGUUCAAACUUUUGGGACAAAGCAAUGUGACCUUAAAAAAGGAAAAUCCCAUCACCUUAUUCACAAUCAUUACUGUGUUUGUUUUUUUGUUUUUUAAAUCAAUAUUGCACAUCACUAAACCUCUUUUUGUGUGUGACUUUGUUAUCAAACAUUUAACAUAUUGAUGAUAAACAAAGCAAAUUUAAAAAAUGAUCUUCAAUAGAUAAUGACAAGAACUGUUAUACUCUCUGAUAGCUUUCUUCAGUGAUCUAUGACUGUUAAUAAGGCGUCCAUGUGCACCUCGCUCAACAUGGUGUGCGAUGCUCUCCCCUGUAGAGGUUGAGAGGAUUUCAAUAGGCUUCAGCUGACUGUUAAACUCUCACGAAUAGACUGUUAUGUGACCUUUAGAGUUUAAAAGUAAAGGGCACCUAGGAGGAAUUAUAACAUCUUUGUUCCUUGACUCUCAGUUUCCAGUCAUUGUCAGUGUAAAGUAGUUUUGUUGUACUGUAGUCGCUUAUAUCCGUGAUGAUUAUUAACUGUGUUGUUGUGGCUACAAACGUAGUAUUACCUCGGCUUUAGAGGUGAAGAUAAGCAGAGUGGCCUGUGUUCCUCCAGCACAGAGCGUCUACAUGGAUUUGUUUUGGAUUAUGAAACAGCGACUAACUUAAUUGAUGACGAUUAUCUUCUCAAUUUAUGAACACAAAACAAAUCAUACAGAAAUACUGUGUGCUUACACCAUCCAAUCUGUGCGUAUUAUUACUGCUGCCAUAACACUGUAUUUAUCAUCCUCAGCUGUUAUUUACAUUCAUGAUCCUAAUGCCAAGUAACUUAGCAACAGUGCGCCAAGUAUUAGAUAAUAACACCAUACAACUGUAAAUCCAAGCUGCUGAUAUGUGGUUAUUAUCGCUUUAGUCUGAGUUUACAUUUAUAAAGUUUAUUUUUAUAUUCUGAAAUGUUUGUUUAGCUAAAGAGCAUUGAUUUUUUUGUUUAUUCCAAAUGUGAUGUACAGUAUAUCCUCCAGAAAUAUAACCUUAUGUGGAUUUCCUGUUAAUGAACCCAAUACAAGAAGACUAAUAGGCAAAUUUGCUACUUUUAAGUGGGUUUCAUUGAAUCAAUAUAAUAGAAAUAUUAUCAACUUCUAUAUGUGCAAUCCUUACAGAUAAUUAUAAAAGUUUUCUAUUGAACUAUUUUAUCCCUGCAUAGUCUGUUCAGUCUGUACUUUCCAGCCCACAGGUGUAAUGUUUGUUAACCGUCUGUGUAGGUGGUGUAUUAUUUAUAGUGAUUCUUUUCUUAGUAUCAGUACACAGCCCUAUGCAGGUUGUUGUUCUCCAUGUCUCUGUUUUCACUUUACCUGACAUUAGGUCUUUUUAGCAGGCAUGACUGACAACUGGCAUGUUAUCCCGUUAACAUCCAACUCUGUACAUAUUGGGUGUGUCACUGUCUACCUCAUCAUUAUCAGCUGCUACUGAACAGCGAUAACUUCACCUAGUUAUCCUUCAACCAAAAAAAAAAAAAGGCACAUUAUUAGUUAAUACAAGCACGCAAUCUUUGUAAACUGGAUUACAUCCUACAAUUUAAAGGAAAACAUGUUGUGUGCUUACUGGAGACUAAAUAAAGUGAUCUUCUGUGGAUAUUUUACUGUUCAACGAGGUCAGUGUGUUUUCCUCUUGCUCUCAGAUUGUUUGUCACAGACUGAUGAUGGUUACAACACAAUGGUCAGCGUUUGAAAUCA
Seriola aureovittata is the source of this 3168-nucleotide messenger RNA. RefSeq names its product neuroglobin (gene ngb). The record is from RefSeq and is a predicted model, not a curated record. The transcript has 5 exons. Lineage: Eukaryota; Metazoa; Chordata; Actinopteri; Carangiformes; Carangidae. Bases 454 to 933 code for a protein of 159 amino acids. Gene Ontology annotation, molecular function: heme binding; oxygen binding.